This is a messenger RNA of Medioppia subpectinata, 4401 nucleotides long. Lineage: Eukaryota; Metazoa; Arthropoda; Arachnida; Sarcoptiformes; Oppiidae. The record is from the annotation of a GenBank genome assembly.
AUGUCCUCCGAGUCGGCGACAGACCCGCCAUCGAUGACCACAACCUCGUCGACGGCCAAAGACGCCGAUCCCAUGGAUGGGUUGAGAGAAUUGGAGAAAUUGAUUUCCGAGGCCGAAGAGUUUGACACAACAGACAAGAUAUCAUUCAAUGACAAAGAGACACAAUUGGCCCGAAAGGAAGAGGAGGAACGCAUCCAACGACAGAGAGAACGCUCGGCUCAGAGAUGGCAAGAGUUUCAGACACAACAACAAAACCUUAACUUAAAUAACGAUAUCUUUUCUCAAAGAUUUGCCGAAAUUCCAGACGAAGUGCUUCUUAGCAGCGAUGAAGAGGAGGAGAAGAAGAGAAGCGCUCUUAAGCAACAAAUGCCAUCAAAUGGGGUGAAACCGAUGUCAAUGGAAGUGAUAGAUCUGUCAUCCGGUGAAGAGGAGGCCGCGGCGCCCAUUAAUGGCUUUUCCAACUACAGGAAUAGUGGCAUUAAUUUAGACUAUAAUAUGGUCGGCGCUCACGACGAGGACGACGUGGCCAUCAUUGACAACAUCGACAGCUAUAACGGCGAGAGUCGUGAAGAAGACGUGAAUAACUGCGGCUCUCAUACGGACGACACGCUGAACACGUGCGACGCCGAGGGCCGAGUGCUGGUCAAUGUGGGGCAUCCGCCCCAAGACCCGGACAUAUUCCUGGCCCCACAGAUCACACGAUCGGUGAAACCGCACCAAAUCGGUGGCAUUCGCUUCCUAUACGACAACGUUAUUGAAUCACUUGAUAGACAUAAGAAAUCUGCGGGUUUUGGGUGUAUUUUAUCUCAUUCUAUGGGUUUGGGCAAAACAAUGCAGGUGAUUUCGUUUAUCGACGUGUUUCUGAACCAUACGGACGCCAAACACGUGUUAUGUAUAGUUCCGAUCAAUACUCUCCAGAACUGGAUCUCAGAGUUCAAUAUGUGGUCACCAGAAGAGGGGACUCUCAACAAGUACUUUAAGCCGACGGGCGAAAAGGUCACGUACAGGACGUUCAAAGUGUUCGCUAUUAACGAUAGCAUCAAAUGUAUGACAGCCAGAGCUAAAGAGAUACUCAAGUGGCGUAAUUACGGAGGAGUACUGUUGAUGGGCUACGAAAUGUACCGCAUAUUGACGUUAGAUAAUAAGGCGAAGUCCAAGAAGGACGAGGACAUCGACCCCAAGAUAUUGGACAACAUUAACGCGGAAGUGAAGGCGUCGCUAAUAGAUCCGGGACCCGAUCUGGUGGUGUGCGAUGAGGGCCAUCGCAUCAAGAAUUGCAACGCAGCCACCAGUCAGGCGCUGAAGAACAUUAAGACAAAGCGCCGCAUAGUGUUGACGGGAUAUCCGCUGCAGAAUAAGCUGAUGGAGUACUGGUGUAUGAUUGACUUCGUCCGUCCCAACUAUCUCGGCCUUAAGGGCGAGUUCACCAAUAUGUUUGAGCGCCCCAUCACUAACGGCCAGUGUAUAGACUCGACGCCAUACGAUCGACAGAUCAUGAAAUACAGGGCACAUGUGUUGUAUCAGUUGCUCAAAGGCUUUGUUCAACGUCGAAGUCAUUCAGUCCUUCAGAAAGCACUUCCAGCCAAACAGGAGUAUGUGUUGAUGUGUCGCAUGACUGCACUGCAAAAGGAUCUGAUGCUGGCGUUUCUGGACACCGCUAUCAACGAUCCGGACGCCAUCGGAACAGUGAAGGGCCGGAUCUCGACGCUAACGCUGUUCGCCGUGUGCUGUAAGAUCUGGAAUCAUCCGGACAUUGUCUACGACAUUGUCCGCAAAGGCAUCACAUCAGAGGAUCUCGACUUAGAUAUACCGACCAAUAAGAAGAAUAAUAAUAACACUAAAAAAUUAGCGAAGAAUAACAGUAGAAAGCAGUCAAACAACGAAUUAGCGGUUCCAACAACCAAUUCAAAGACGGGCGACCACUUGCCGCCACCCAAUCCAUACUCAACUCUUAUGACUAAUCUGUUCAGUACUCCAUUACGUAAUCGAAGCGAUGGAGUGAUCGACUAUUCGUGGGCUGAGCCCAAACUCCACGGCUAUUCUGUGGGUGUAUUAGAAAAUUCUUAUAAAAUAGUUUUAUUGUUUGAAAUCAUACGCGAAUGCAUUUCGUUGGGCGACCGGUUGCUGGUCUUCAGUCAAUCGUUGAUGACGUUAGACCUAAUCGAGCGCUUUCUUCAGUCACAAGACGUGCCAAAGACGCGAAUCAAAUGGUCUAAAAACGAUACGUACUAUCGGUUGGACGGCUCGACUUCUCCUCACGAAAGGGAACGAUAUAUUAAUUUAUUUAAUAACACGAAAGACGCGCAUCUGUUCCUCAUAUCGACCCGAGCGGGCAGUUUGGGUAUUAACCUGAUUGGCGCCAAUCGUAUUGUCAUAUUCGACGCCAGUUGGAACCCCUGUCACGACGCACAGGCGGCCUGUCGUAUAUAUAGAUACGGACAGCCAAAGCCGUGUUAUAUCUACCGUUUGGUGUGCGACAACUCGCUGGAGAAGAAGAUCUACGACCGACAGGUGAACAAACAAGGAAUGGCUAACCGAGUGGUGGACGAGCAGAACAUUGAGGCCAACUUCACGUGGAGAGAAAUACACUCACUGUUGGACGACUUGCAUGAGAUUCAAGAGCCGCCCGUUCAGGUCUACAGCGAACAGCAAUUGUCUAAAUUCAACGACGAGUUGGUUCGUCGGCUUUUGGUGUCACAAAAUCAUACGAUAACACGACUACCCUUUGAACACGAGUCGCUUCUAUUGGACCGGAAGGAGAAGAGGUUGAGUUCGGCUGAGAAGAGGAUAGCGUUCGGGAACUACAAUGAGGCCAAACGCAUGAAAGGCAAUCAUUUUGACGUCUCGUCGCCCUAUAAUAUGCUCAGACCUCCAGUCACUCAGCAGUUUGGUUGGAACCCCUGUCACGACGCACAGGCGGCCUGUCGUAUAUAUAGAUACGGACAGCCAAAGCCGUGUUAUAUAUACCGUUUGGUGUGCGACAACUCACUGGAGAAGAAGAUCUACGACCGACAGGUGAACAAACAGGGAAUGGCUAACCGAGUGGUGGACGAGCAGAACAUUGAGGCCAACUUCACGUGGAGAGAGAUUCACUCACUGUUGGACGACUUGCAUGAGAUUCAAGAGCCACCCGUUCAGGUCUACAGCGAACAGCAAUUGUCUAAAUUCAACGACGAGUUGGUUCGUCGGCUUCUGGUGUCACAAAAUCAUACGAUAACACGACUACCCUUUGAACACGAGUCGCUUCUAUUGGACCGGAAGGAGAAGAGGUUGAGUUCGGCUGAGAAGAGGAUAGCGUUCGGGAACUACAAUGAGGCCAAACGCAUGAAAGGCAAUCAUUUUGACGUCUCGUCGCCCUAUAAUAUGCUCAGACCUCCAGUCACUCCUCGAAGUUUCGCCAAUCCUUUUGGUACCGGUUUUGGCGGCGGUUUGCCUUAUAAUAUGUCGAGUCCUUUACUCCCCUCUCAAAUGACACCAAAUUCUCCCUUUGGUAUGUUUGGUAACGGCAUGAACUCAUACCCCGAUGUAUCGCAACCAUUGCCUCCAUACCCACCGCCGCCCAGAGGUCAGCCCUCGACUCAAUUCCCCAAUUUUGAAUCCAUUGCCGAAACACUCGUCCGAAAUGGAAAUUCCGUGAAAAAGGUUCGCAUCCCUAACGACCUGAACAUAAGCGUCGGUCCCAACAGUAAAAUCAGUAUUAAAAAGGGCGAAGAAGUUAUGGUCAUUCAGACACAGAAAGGCCUAUAUUUGAGGACAAGUGAAGGCAAUAUUAUAUCCAUUAAGAACACCAAUUCGGGCUUUCCUUCACAGGCUUUGCCUUCAUUUAUACCCAUUUCUAAUAACGAUUCCUUUGGAAUAUUACAACCAAAUCUCGGCUGUGGAGGAACUGUUCACUACGCGUCACCAUCUCAUUCACGGGUGUCGUCUACGGUAUCACAUCCUCCAGAAGUGGUCCAAUUGAGUGAUGACGACGAGAUGGAAGACAAUAGCGCUGACAGUACACACAUAUCCUGUAAUAUAGACAACACAUUAGACACGACACAAACGCUGGACGCGACGGAAGCGUCGGUCACAUCAAACGGGUCGACGUCUCACGAAUUGAAUCCAUUCAUGACUUCGGAACCAAAAGAGAACCAAUCAUUAGAUUCUUACUGUCCAUUGAAAGCGCAUUUAAAUGAAGACAAUUAUAACGAUUUCGGUCUCAAUUCGCAGACAGAACUGCCGUUUGACUCUAUACUGGAGUCUCCGGUGAACAACACCUCGUCAUACGAGUCCAUGCAUUCACUGCUGGACACAAACACCGCUUCGCUGUUCACCACAACGUCUCUGACAACGCCUUCAUCUGAACUCCUCGACGAAAGUGCUCUGAAUUUAGAGGCUUUCGAUUUAAUGAAUACUUAA